UGGAGGGAGCACACUCACGGCACUAGGCUGGCAGCAGGAAAUCCUCAAGCUCCGGUCACUGUCACCGCAAGUCGCUGGGAGCUACGGUGGGCCUGGAAAGAUGCUGGGGGUUAUGAGGAAGGCCGCGAGUCCUGGCCCUGAGCCUAGUCCUGCGGGUGGGGCUCCGGGGCCUGAGGAGCCCUGACCAGGGACAUGCAGCCUCUGCCAGGCUGGCGGCUUCCCUGGUGGAGCCAGGAGCUGACAGCCAAUGCCCUGAAACUGGCCCUGUGUCUCCUCCUCCUGGGAUCCCCGCCGUGUGCCCUUGCCCAGUUCCUGUGCAGAGAGGAGGAGUACCCUGUGGGCACCGAAUGCUGUCCCAAGUGCAGCCCAGGUUACCAUGUGAAGCAAGCCUGCAGUGAGCUGACAGGCACAGUGUGCAUACCCUGCCCCCCGGAGACCUACACCGCCCACCCCAACGGCCUGAGCCAGUGUCUGCCUUGCCGAGUCUGUGACCCAGCCUUGGGCUUGGACACCAGGCAGAAGUGCUCCAGCAUGCAGGACACGGUGUGCAGCUGUCGCCAGGGCUACUUCUGCGAGGCCGAGGACAGGGACCACUGUAUCAUGUGCUUGCCCCACACCAUCUGCCAACCUGGCCAGAGGGUACAGAGGAGAGGUACAGAUAGCCAGGACACAGUGUGUGCCAACUGCUCACUGGGGACCUUCUCGCCCAACGGGACCCUGGAACAAUGUCUUCCCUGGACCACGUGCAGCGGACCUUUUGCCGUGGAAGCCGAGCGGGGGACCAGCAGCAGGGACGUCUCCUGCUCCCUGUCCCGGUGGUUCUAUGUCUUUGUGUCCGUCCUCCCCGCCAUCUCCGUGGUGAUCGCCAUCUCCGUGGUGAGGAGGAAAAGGCUGUCUGGCUCUGAGCCCAGCGAGAUGGCUGUGCUGCAGCGGCAAGUAGCGGAGGAAGCCGGUGAGUCUGCAGUCACCCAGGCUCCAAAAGUCACCACGGUGGCGGAGGAGGAGACAGCACCGGUGUUGAGGGCAAUGGGCCCCCAUCGAUGAGCCACAGGGCUGGGAACCGGGUGACUCAACCUACCGGAAGCAGACGCCUACCUGGCAGGAGUGCAGCACCUGCCCCAGGCUAGCUCCAGCUGCAGGAGCAGGAAAGACUCAGGGCACUCAGGGAUGUCACGGCGGUCCCCAUCCGUCAAAGGGGGUCCAGAGCCCCCCCCCCAGCAGCCCUGGCGCAGCUUCCUGCAGAGGCCCAGCACCAUGAGGACACAGCGAGGCUGCCUCUGGCUCCAGCCCUCCCAGCCAGCCCUCCCGAACCUCAGGCUGCUCAUUUGGAGGGUGUGUCUAUGGACGCUACCUCACCCACCACUGUGUGCAUCUCGCUGACCACCGGACUCCCCUGCCGCACGUGGUGGCAGCAGCACCUCGUCAUGGCAGCACAGUGCCACUGUCCCAGCCUCCUGCUCUUCCCUCAGAGAGUGGCAGUGUUACCGCUGUUGACCGGUGACGAGUCCUUGCUUCCCUGAUGUUGAAGAAUCACACCAAAAAAGCACGCCGAGGCCAGGCCAGAGUAGAAAUUAGAAGUUUAUUAAAGGACAGCAGAAAAGACUUCUCCCGGAGGAAGA
This is a messenger RNA of Urocitellus parryii (Arctic ground squirrel), 1619 nucleotides long. RefSeq names its product TNF receptor superfamily member 14 (gene Tnfrsf14). NCBI's taxonomy places the organism in Eukaryota, Metazoa, Chordata, Mammalia, Rodentia, Sciuridae. Gene Ontology annotation, cellular component: external side of plasma membrane. The record is from RefSeq and is a predicted model, not a curated record. Gene Ontology annotation, biological process: negative regulation of alpha-beta T cell proliferation; defense response to Gram-negative bacterium; positive regulation of peptidyl-tyrosine phosphorylation. Gene Ontology annotation, molecular function: protein binding.